AAGCCUAGUUGUGGCCAUGUUGGUAAAGGAGAGGCCCGGAGCCAGGGGUCUUGAUUACCCCGCUUUUCCUACCCCUCACUGACCGUAUACCCGGAAGCGCUGCUCGAGGAGGGGCCCUGAGCCUGAGGGGCACAGUUGUUCUUAACGACAGGAGCUCUGAGCCUAAGGCAUGUGCGGAAGCAACAACACCUUGUCUAUAGCGUGACCACUUCACACAAAGAUGCCCCAAAACAAUAUCGGCAUGGAUCAGGCAGCUCAAGGGACACUCCAGGGCUGCCCCCACAAAACCGGGCAGAUGACUCGGAUAUUUGAGAAGGAAGGUGAAGCCACCAUAGAGCAGAAGAAAAAGAGGAAGAAAGAGCCAAGACCAGAGUCAGUUAUAAUCUACCGCACCGGGAGUGAAAAGGUGGAGGAAGACCAGCAUGACCCAGAUAUCACAGCGAAGAACACAGAGGAAAGGACAAACUUUCUUUGUCCCCCCACUGUAGAAGGUGGCUGGAGCAUGCCUGCCGACAGCAGAUAUGUGACACUAACUGGCACAAUCACCCGCGGCAAGAAGAAGGGGCAGAUGGUGGACAUUCACGUAACAUUAACUGAGAAAGAGCUCCAGGAACUAGCCAAGUCGAAGGAGCCACCACAGCCUGAGGAAAAAGGCGAGAAAAAAGUGUGUGCUUUAGGUCUCUAUCAAGGUCCUCAUGUUGUCCUAUGGAGCGUGCUGUGUGCUCCAGUGGUCUUUGUGUUGUCCUUUGUCAUGUCUUUUUAUUAUGGGACCAUUACCUGGUAUAAUAUUUUCCUGGUUUACAACGAGGAGCGUUCCUUCUGGCAUAAGAUUACAAUUUGCCCCUUUUUAAUUAUCUUUUACCCGGUGCUAAUCGUGAUGAUGUCAGUGUCCCUCAGUGUAUAUACAACCGUGACACAGAUUUCCUGGUCGUUCGGUGAGUGGUGGCAGGCAGUGCGAGACUUGGAGAAAGGUUUCUGUGGCUGGUUGUCUGGAAAGCUUGGUCUGGAGGAUUGCUCCCCCUAUAGCAUUGUGGAGCUGCUGGAUUCGGACAACGUUUCAGGUAGCCUAUCGGGGAAGGCAGCACCAGCUGGGGAGCAGACUUCUGCUGUCUAGAGUGCUGAUCCAAAGAGAAGGAACCUGUCUGAAGAAAUUGCCUAGGACUUUGAAAAGAAACAAAAAGACAGGACAUUUAAAUGAAUUCACUCUGUCCUUGCUAAUGCUAUUUGACUUUGUAUUCAGAUGCACAAAACUAAAAAAUGUGAGACUGA
This is a messenger RNA of Carcharodon carcharias (great white shark), 1269 nucleotides long. RefSeq names its product transmembrane protein 169b (gene tmem169b). Lineage: Eukaryota; Metazoa; Chordata; Chondrichthyes; Lamniformes; Lamnidae. The coding region runs from base 221 to 1114 and encodes 297 amino acids. The transcript is spliced from 3 exons. The record is from RefSeq and is a predicted model, not a curated record.